Micromonas pusilla CCMP1545 is the source of this 402-nucleotide messenger RNA. RefSeq lists its product as uncharacterized. The transcript has a single exon. The record is from RefSeq and is a predicted model, not a curated record. Lineage: Eukaryota; Viridiplantae; Chlorophyta; Mamiellophyceae; Mamiellales; Mamiellaceae. The coding region runs from base 1 to 402 and encodes 133 amino acids.
AUGGAACGCUACGGCUCCACCAAGUCCGGGCUGCCGGACGACCUCGGGACAUGGCGCCCGGAUCGCGACGGAGACGGGCGGCCCGACCGCGACCUCGAGGCCGGGGCCGCCGACGACGACGAAGAGAAGCAGCGGCCGGCCUCCCUUACGGAGGGAUUAUUCCUCGUCGUCUUCGCGUCGUUGUGGAUGGCGGUAGGGUUGCACUCGGUAACCGCGGUGACGACCGAUCAGAAACAUUAUAUGCCGGCGAGUUACUACAUGCAGCUAUUUGUCGGCGUUGCUUUCAUAUGCUUAGCGCUCUUUCUGUACGCCGGGGCGGCCGUGAAGGUGUUUCAGUCGUGCAGCAAAUCGAUCUCGAUGUCAAACCUUUUCAAGCGCAGCAAGAUGCGAGAGGACUUCUGA